CAGUUAACCAGAAUACCAAAAGCUUCUUCUUCGUUGAGAAACCCUCCACACUUCACCAUUUUUACAGCUGAUUUUUUCGAAUUGAAUCCUGAAAAUGUCGUCUGAAGACUCAAAGCCAGUGAGGAAAGUGGAAAGUGAUGACGGAGAAAGCAUUGGAUCUCUUCUGAACAGCAAAAAGAAACCUAACAACAAUGCCGGUUCAAAAUCUCAGCCUCCCAAAAAUGCUAAGAUGAAGAAAGAAGAAAAAGAUGAUGAUUUUGAAGAACCCAUUUCGAAAAAGAGUCCUAAGAAUGUUAAGCCCAAGAAGGAAGAACCUUCACCCAUGUCGAAGAAAAGUUCGAGUAAAACUGAUAAAAAAGUUGUAAAGAAAGAGGAAGAGGAUAAGAAGAAAGGAACCAAAAAUGGAGACACCAUUGUGAAGAAGAGGGAAAAGAAAGUUUAUGAUUUGCCUGGACAAAAGAGAGACGCUCCUGAGGAAAGAGACCCCUUAAGAAUUUUCUAUGAAUCCUUGUAUCAGCAAGUGCCAGAAAGCGAACUAGCAGCUAUCUGGAUGAUGGAGUCAGGUUUGCUUCCCAAGGACUUGGCGAAGAAAGUUUUUGAGAAGAAACAAAAGAAGGCCCAGCAGCUAAAGCUUGGUUCACCUAUGAAAACUGUUGUGACAGUGAAAAAGACCACUGAGUCUGUUACCAUUAAGAAGACGACAUCCUCCUCAACCUCGUUAUCCACACAGAAAAAGAAAACACCAGAUUCUGGAGCUAAAUCAAAGCAGCAGUCAAAGAAACGGAAGCUUAAGGAUGAUUCUUCUGAAGAAGACUCAGAUGAUGAUUUCGUUGCAACUCUAAAAAGCACAAAGAGACAGAGGGCCUCUUGAUGUUUCUAAUGGCUAAGCCAAAUUGUAGAUGAGA
This is a messenger RNA of Solanum verrucosum, 905 nucleotides long. RefSeq lists its product as uncharacterized. Lineage: Eukaryota; Viridiplantae; Streptophyta; Magnoliopsida; Solanales; Solanaceae. The transcript has 4 exons. The record is from RefSeq and is a predicted model, not a curated record. The coding region runs from base 95 to 871 and encodes 258 amino acids.